Phlebotomus argentipes is the source of this 1029-nucleotide messenger RNA. Its product is annotated as gastrula zinc finger protein XlCGF7.1-like. Gene Ontology annotation, cellular component: nucleus. The transcript has 2 exons. The coding region runs from base 133 to 1029 and encodes 298 amino acids. NCBI's taxonomy places the organism in Eukaryota, Metazoa, Arthropoda, Insecta, Diptera, Psychodidae. The record is from RefSeq and is a predicted model, not a curated record.
GGAAACGUUGGUGAUUUGCCAGUAGCAUUUGAAAUGAGCGGCAAUUGCUGCAGUGCUGCCCCAUGCGACUGAUAUCAAUAUUCCAAAUACGUCGAUUUUGCGGGCAGUUUUUAUUUGUGGGUUUGUGGGAUCAUGAAUAUAGAGUGUCAGGUGCCUAAUUGCAGUGUAGGCAUCUUCUCCAAGGGUGAAUCCUUCAAGAGGAUCUGCCAGAAACACUUCCAGUUCCUCCUGAACAAUGAUAUUCCAGAGAGUCAGGAAGUUCCUGACAUCAAUUCCGUGGACGACAUCAGGGAGGAUGUGGAGUAUCCCUACAGAAUCUUGAGGAAGGCUCUCAGUCUCUGUCUGGAGGAGAUUUCUAAGAAGACUCAGGAGUUAAGAAUAUUGAAGGAAGAUGACAAAUCCUGCUCAAUCUGUGCCAAGAAAUUCCAUCACAAGUACCGCCUGAAUUUCCACAUGAGGACUGUACAUGGGUCCACCAGGAAGUUCAUGUGCCAACACUGUGGGGCGACUUUUAAGCGUCUGGACGGACUCAGAGUCCACAUGAAGUGUCAUCAAACAGAGAAAUCCGCCCGGAAAGCAUCCAAAACCUUUCAGUGCGACAUCUGCCAGAAAUCCCUGUCCAGCAGCUCAAAUCUUCGUGGCCACGUCAAGAGCUUCCACACCAACGAACGUCCACAUCUCUGUCGUCUCUGCGGCAAAGCCUACGCCACCUCAGCCGCUCUGCGGACUCACGAGAAGUUCCACGCGAUGCCAUUCGCCUGUUCAGUGUGUGGAAAGAGCUUUCCGGACGCCUCGCGUUUCGAGGAGCAUCUCAACGGACAUCGCCAGGUGUUCCUCAAGUGUGCAGUGUGCGGCAAGAAGUACUCGCACAGGAACAGCUUCAGGAUUCACAUGAAGAUUCACGAGGUGGGCGCCGUGAAGGGGCACAAGUGUGACUUGUGCGGCGAGGGAUUCACGCUGACGUCGUACUUGAGGAAGCACGUGAAGAGAUGCAAGAAGAAAAUAAAGGAUCCAAUUCAGGAGGGUUAA